Messenger RNA from Andrographis paniculata, 796 nucleotides. RefSeq lists its product as uncharacterized. The coding region runs from base 66 to 593 and encodes 175 amino acids. NCBI's taxonomy places the organism in Eukaryota, Viridiplantae, Streptophyta, Magnoliopsida, Lamiales, Acanthaceae. The record is from RefSeq and is a predicted model, not a curated record. The transcript is spliced from 2 exons.
UGGGUUUCUGAGAGGAGCUGUGGAUUGGAGUACCGCGUCGGAGAGAAACCCUAAUUUUGUGCACAAUGAAGAGGGGAUUGAGAUGGAGCGACAGGGAAGACGACGACGAUACGUCGUCGGAUUCUUCGACUCUGGACACGGAUUCGGAGGAGAAUAAUGGAGCUUCGAAAUCGAAGAAGAGUUCGUCCUCGAAGCUCAGUAAAUCCUCGCAAGUUGAAUCUUCAAAGAAACAAAAAGGGAUAGACUUUGAUGCAUUGAGCCGGCACGGAUACAAAGGCGGGCUGUCGGUCCUAAAAGUGCCGGCUCCAAAGGAGCCGGAGCACGAGCAGGACUGGACAUGGUCGACAGGGCAAGAAACAAGGUCAAAAGAAUCUGAAGAAUCAUUCCAAGAUCGACAGAAAACAAGAGCUGCGCUUGCAGACGGGGAGCAGCUCGAACACGUUCUAACUCGCAAGGACAAGAGGAAUCUCUCGUUCCAGCAGAAGGAGAAGAGGAAACGGGAGCUCGGCCAAGCCAGUCGAGGCAAGAAUUACGUCGAAGAAGAGAAGCGAUUGCUUAGAGACAGUGGGAUCUACUCUGGCUUUGAUUCUUGAUCUUCCAUUGCAGAUAAGAAACUUUUGCUUUCCCUCUAGUAUGAUCUUUUCUUUUUAUUUGCUCCAAUCUUUUAAUUGAGUUUGGUGUGUCUACAAGUGCAAGGGAUAUGUUACUGUGUUGAUUGCGAGCUUAAUUGAAGUUAUAUGCUGACAGUUUAUGCUUAUAAGAUGUGCUUUAUGAACAUAUGUUAUUUCACCCCUAA